Penicillium expansum is the source of this 1161-nucleotide messenger RNA. Its product is annotated as TauD/TfdA dioxygenase family protein. The coding region runs from base 1 to 1161 and encodes 386 amino acids. The record is from RefSeq and is a predicted model, not a curated record. Gene Ontology annotation, molecular function: oxidoreductase activity. NCBI's taxonomy places the organism in Eukaryota, Fungi, Ascomycota, Eurotiomycetes, Eurotiales, Aspergillaceae. The transcript is spliced from 5 exons.
AUGUCUUCUGCCCACGGAUCUCAAGUUGAAGUGACACCCUUACCCCAGGGUGCUCAAUCCGAUGCUAAUUUUGGUGCUACAAUCACUGGUGUCGAUUUAAACAAUUUGAGUGAUGAAGAUUUUCAAAUCGUCCGCAAUGCCAUCUACACCCAUAAAGUGGUGGUAGUCAAAGGCCAAGAUGAUCUGGUUCCCCUCAAGCAAUUCGAGUUUGUGCACCGUCUGGAUCCAGAUGCAGAGGGUGUGCAUGGCUUCGACACCAAGGAUGUAACCGAUGAGACUAUUGGAGUGCUUGGUUCGAGAUUCAACACAAUCCCCGGUUCGGUGGGUGUCACCAUAGUGGGCCAAGGAUAUCAAGGGGAUGACCACUAUGGACUGAAAGGCAUCACCGCCAGGUCGACUACACACUUCAAUGCUCAUGUAGAGCCCCUCACCACAGAGGAUGUUGAGAAUGGCCAAACAAGGUUUGGUGCUUUUCAUUUCGAUGGCGUGAUAUAUGGAUCCAAUCCUUCACGAGUCACGACACUCCGCUGCGUCAGGGCGCCGAAAGGCCCCGAUCUGACCAUUCGGUGGGAUGACGGCUCUGGACAGACAAUGACAGCAAAGCCAGGAUUGACCGCAUUCAUUGAUAGUGCGCAGAUGUAUGAAAUGCUGACAGACGGGGAGAAAACCACUGCAGACAAUAGCUACUGGGCACCAGCUCCUCAGCCUUACGUCUGGUCGGGUACUCGCAAAAUCCGAAACAGCGGGCUGGGCAUGGCCCCCGGGGGAGAAACUGUGCCACUGGAUAAACUUCCGACCUGGGUACCGGAAAAGGUUUUUAAGUUUCCGAUGGUUUGGGUCAAUCCAGUGACUGGCACCCGGUCUUUCCAAAUCCUCCCCGACGUUGUUCAAAAACUAUACUUGAAAUCCGGACCGAAUGCAGAAGAACUUGUCGUGGAAGACAAUGAGGAAGUUCGCAUCUGGCUGAACAAUAUUCUUGAUCGAAUUUGCAAACCUCAGAAUAUCCUGAUUCCCGAGUAUGACGAAGGAGAUGUUGUGAUGUUCAACAAUUGGGAAGUAUUGCAUAGCUCAAUUGAUUACCCAGCCUCUUACGGAGUCCGUACAAUGCAUCAAUGCCAUAUCCCUUCCUCAACAUUCCCUGUCGGUCCAAUUGGGGUUUGA